UAUUAGAAAUUAUAAUCCUGUUAAAGACUUGAAUCAUUUCCAUCAUAGCUAUCUCUACCCGACUUCUCUCCCGUCUUCAAGUUAGAUCUAUAUAUCUAACCUCUAGACAACCAUUCCCCAAUCCCCUCCCUCUUUCCCCAAUUUCCAAACAGCAUCACACACGAAGCCAUACAUCCAACCCAGUAAAAAUGGCCUUCGAGACCAAAGCCACAAUCGCCAACUUCGGCGGCAAGCUGCUAAAGCUGCAACACCAAUCCACCAGCACCGGCACCCCCAUGGACGUGAACCUCUUCCUGCCCCCCAGCGUCUCCAGCGGGUCCAAGGUCCCCGUCCUAAUCUACCUAUCAGGACUAACCUGCACGCCCCAAAACUGCACCGAGAAAGGGUUCUUCCAAGCCGCCGCCGCACGCCGCGGCAUCGCGCUCGUAUGGCCGGACACCUCGCCCCGCGGCGCGAACCUCGCGGGCGAGACCGAGAGCUGGGACUUCGGGGCUGGAGCGGGGUUCUACGUCGACGCGACGCGGGAGCCGUGGAGCGCGCACUACAAGAUGGAGACGUACAUCACCACGGAGCUUCCCGGCGCGCUCUUCGCCGCGUUCGGCGAGCAGCUCGACGCCUCGCGGGUCAGCAUCACGGGACACAGCAUGGGCGGGCACGGCGCGCUGACGCUGUACCUCAAGAACCCCGGGAAGUACCGCAGCGUCAGCGCGUUCGCGCCCAUCGCGAACCCGAGCCAGUGUCCGUGGGGCAUCAAGGCUUUCACGGGCUACUUCGGCGACGCGGAUAAAGAGGCCUGGAAGAAACACGAUGCGACGGAGUUGGUGAAGACGUGGAAGGGCGAUUUGAAGGCCCUCGUGGAUGUGGGCACUGGGGAUAAUUUUUAUAAGGCGGGGCAAUUGUUGCCGGAGAAUUUUGAGAGGGCGGUUAAGGAGGCGGGGGUUGAGGGGUUGGAGUUGAGGUAUCAGCCUGACUACGACCACUCGUACUUCUUCAUGUCGAGCUUCGCCGAGGACCAUGUCGCACACGCUGCUAAAUACCUGCUCGCUUAGAGAGGGUUAGGGGAAGGUAGCUAUUCGUCAACUGGGAGCUUCGAGAGCUCGAGUUCCGACUGUGAACCGUGUUCGUUCCUAUGUUGAAUUCGGAACUUGCUAACGGAAGACUAUGGGUAAAAAGGACGAAGACACGGAUAUCUCGCCAUCGAGGUUAUGAUCGAGAUAGAGAACAGCAAGGCCUAAAUAUAGGUAUAGUGUAUCACUUAUGAAGGCGCCUGAUAGGAAGUCCUAAAAAGAAAUGUAUAUGCGGUUAUGAUUAACGCAUCAAGAACACACAAGCAUGCUUCUUAUGUAAAUUACGUA
Messenger RNA from Annulohypoxylon maeteangense, 1355 nucleotides. Its product is annotated as S-formylglutathione hydrol. Gene Ontology annotation, molecular function: S-formylglutathione hydrolase activity. Gene Ontology annotation, biological process: formaldehyde catabolic process. The record is from RefSeq and is a predicted model, not a curated record. Gene Ontology annotation, cellular component: cytosol. Bases 189 to 1049 code for a protein of 286 amino acids. The transcript is spliced from 2 exons. Lineage: Eukaryota; Fungi; Ascomycota; Sordariomycetes; Xylariales; Hypoxylaceae.